Molecule: messenger RNA, 1365 nt
Organism: Dioscorea cayenensis subsp. rotundata (Guinea yam)
Lineage: Eukaryota; Viridiplantae; Streptophyta; Magnoliopsida; Dioscoreales; Dioscoreaceae
Product: transcription factor NIGT1-like
Exons: 5
Coding region: 146-1186 (346 amino acids)
Biological process (GO): regulation of DNA-templated transcription
Molecular function (GO): DNA binding; DNA-binding transcription factor activity
Source: RefSeq, a predicted model, not a curated record
AUUCGCUUGGUACGCGACGCCUCGACACAUGAUUCCUCCUCCAUCUUCUAUCGGUUUCUUUUCCUUGCGAUCCAAGCUCCAACCCUAUUCCCAUUUUUCGUUUUUCAUUCUCUUCUUGCCCUUUCUUUGAUCUGGAGCUCCAUCCAUGGAUUCCGACGACGAGAAGGUUCGCCGGCUUUUGGACUCUGCUGCAGCACUGGAGGUGGAAAGACGCAAGAUUGAGGUCUUUCAGCGUGAGCUCCCACUCACCCUCCAACUUGUGACGCAAGCGAUCGAGAGUAUUAGACAGCAGAUGGGGUGUGUGGAGACGUCGACUGAUGAGCCGGUGCUGGAGGAGUUUAUACCGUUGAAGCCUACCUCGUCGUCGUCGCAGGAUGAGGAGAAUCCGAGGAGUUGUGAGGAGAGGAACGAGAGGAAGCCGGAUUGGCUUAGAUCCGUUCAGUUGUGGAAUCAGGAGCCGGAGCCGGAUGUUGUGAGGAAGCCUGUGGCUUUGGAUCCGAAGAUUGGUGGAGGAGCAUUUCAUCCGUUUCAGAAGGAGGAUCGUGUGGCUCCGCCUCCUGUGGCGGCAGAGGCAAGCUCAACUGCGGAGAGGGUCGGCAUGUCCGGUGGAGAGGACAAGGAUAAAGACAAGGAGGGGCAUUCUCGGUCUCAGAGGAAGGCGAGAAGGUGUUGGUCUCCGGAACUUCAUCGUAGGUUCCUUCAUGCCCUUCAGCAGCUUGGUGGUUCUCAUGCUGCAACUCCAAAGCAAAUCAGAGAGCUGAUGAAGGUGGACGGCCUCACCAACGAUGAGGUGAAGAGUCAUUUGCAGAAAUAUCGGCUGCACACCAGAAGACCUACUCCUGCUGGCCAGAGUACCAGUCCUCAAACACCACAGUUUGUGGUGGUCGGCGGCAUUUGGGUCCAACCACCAGAGUACACCACCCCUGGCGCAGCAGCAGUCACUCAACCUGCUGAGGGAACCAGACCUCCCAUGAAUGGAAUCUAUGCUCCUGUUGCAUCAGUGCCAUCAUCAGAAGUGAGACUUAAGAACAAGAAGGCAUCAAACAGAUCACCUGAAGGUUCCCUGCAUUCAAGCGACAGAGGCAGUCAUGAGGAUAAUAGUGUUGCUGACAAUGGCGCUACCAACUCCACUUCCCCUUCUACCUCAUCCUCUUCUCAGACCACCACUGUCUCUCCUCCUUACUAAAUUACAUCUUCAUGUUAUUGUAAGCAAAUUGUUUGUUAAUUAUCCCAUUUUUGUAACUUGCUAUUCACCUUUGUAAAAUCAUGAGAGAGAGAGAGAGAGAGAGAGAGAGAGAGAGAGAGAUGUAUACAUGGUUUCUUUAUGUUAACUAUAGAGAUGUGUUCUGAUUGUUGUUAUUUUUA